Messenger RNA from Plutella xylostella (diamondback moth), 2453 nucleotides. RefSeq names its product acyl-coenzyme A oxidase 1. Gene Ontology annotation, molecular function: acyl-CoA oxidase activity; FAD binding; fatty acid binding. The record is from RefSeq and is a predicted model, not a curated record. Gene Ontology annotation, biological process: fatty acid beta-oxidation using acyl-CoA oxidase; lipid homeostasis. NCBI's taxonomy places the organism in Eukaryota, Metazoa, Arthropoda, Insecta, Lepidoptera, Plutellidae. Gene Ontology annotation, cellular component: peroxisome.
GAAAAGUGAACAUAGUCGUUGGAUUUCAUUCUGUAAUUACGUAAAAAGUUGUUAUAAUUAUAAACACAAGGUUGGCGAAUGAAAGAACGAGCCCUGUGAGUUUAUUUGUGUGCAAAAAUAAAGUAAUGUGGUUGUUAUUGAAUAGUUAAUAUUGGUGUUUAUAAUCGAGAUUACGGCACAUUUAUGACGAGGUUCCCUUAUCAGAUGCUAUCAUUGUGUGUAUAAAUAAGAUAACAUGGGAGUAUAAUAGAAGUUUAUUGGACUUUACUUUAAGUCGGUACUCACAUAGUUUUGUAUUGUUGAGUAAUAUAAAUAAAUAAAUAAAAAAUGGUGAAGGAUAAAACAUUGGUGAAAGUUAAUGAAGACUUGGCGAGGGAGAGAAAAAAGUGCAAUUUUAAAGUGGAGGAAUUGACUAAUUUCCUUGACGGAGGAGUGCAGUACACCACCAGCAGACGGAAAUUGGAAAACGACAUCUUAAGUCACAAGGAACUCUUCGAUUCCAUCCCUGAAGAAUACCUCAGCCACAAGGAGAAAUAUGAAAAUGCCAUCAGAAAAACUGUCUUGUAUUACCGACUCAUGCAAAAAUACCAGAACUUUAAAGACGGAUCUACCAUUUUGGACGAGACGAGAGCGAACUACCGUAACCUAGUAAGCUUCGCGGUGUUCAAGGACUACCCGCCCCUCAUGCUGCACAACGGCAUGUUCAUCCCGGCCAUCGCGGGCCAGGGCACGCCGGAGCAGCAGAAACACUGGCUGAAGCGGGCCAAGAACAUGGAGAUCCUUGGCACGUAUGCUCAGACAGAGCUGGGUCACGGCACGUUCAUCCGCGGGCUGGAGACGACGGCCGAGUACGACCCCAGCACCGAGGAGUUCGUGCUGCACAGCCCCACGCUCACCUCCUACAAGUGGUGGCCUGGAGGGUUGGGCCACACAGUGAACUACUGCGUAGUCAUGGCUCAGCUCUACAUCCGGGGCCGGCACCACAGCAUGCAGCCCUUCCUGGUGCAGCUAAGAGACGAGGAGACCCACAUGCCCCUGCCGGGAGUCAAACUGGGCGAUAUCGGCGCCAAGCUCGGCCUCAGUACCGUCAACAACGGCUUCCUGGCUUUCGAGCACCACAGGAUCCCCAGAGACCGCAUGCUGAUGAAAAACGCUCAAGUACUGAAGGACGGCACGUUCGUGGCGGGCCCCAGCAGCAAGCUGGCGUACGGCACCAUGAUCUACGUGCGCGUCAUCAUCGUCAACGGCAUGGCCAACCUCAUGGCCAAGGCAGCCACCAUCGCCGUCAGAUACUCCGCGGUCCGGCGCCAGUCGCAGAUCAAACCGAGUGAGCCAGAGUGCCAGAUCCUGGACUACGUGACGCAGCAGCACAAGCUGCUGAUCUGCAUCGCGACGAGCCUGGCCUUCAGCACGUGCGCGCGCUGGCUGUGGGACGUCUACACCGGCGUCAUGGGGCAGAUGGAGAGCGGCAACAUGGACCAUCUGCCUGAGUUGCACGCGCUAGCCUGCUCCCUCAAGGUGGUGUCAACGAUGGACGUGUCUGGCCUGGUGGAGCGCUGCCGGCUGGCGUGCGGCGGCCACGGGUUCAUGCACUCGUCCAACCUGCCCUACACGUACGGGCUGGCCACCGCCGCCUGCACCUACGAGGGGGAGAAUACGGUGUUGCUGCUGCAGACUGCUAGGUCCUUAGUAAAAGCCUGGCAAAAGGGUUCUAAAGGAAAGCCACUCAGCCCUACUGAGGCCUACUUGAUGGACAAAAGCCCAGUUCCGAAAUGGGAGAACACUCUUGACGGCAUUAUAGCUGGAUUCAGAAGAGUAUCCGCUGGAAAAGUUCAAGACUGCGUGUCCAAGAUUGAUAAACUUGUCAAAAUGGGCACAUCCUACGAAGAUGCUUGGAACCAAACUUCUGUUAGACUCGUGGCUGCUUCUGAGGCCCACAGCCGCGCGGUGAUCCUGGCCACCUUCAGGGCGGAGGUGUCGCGCGCCGCCGCCGCGUUGUCACCGCCGCUGGCCCGUGUGCUGCACCAGCUGGUCCACCUCUACUGCGUGUACUGGGCGCUGGAGCGGCUGGGAGACUUACUGCUGUACACCUCGAUAGCAGAGCGUGACGUGCAGGAGUUGCAGCAGCAGUACGAGGAUCUGCUGCAGAAGAUCCGACCCAACGCCGUGGGGCUCGUCGACGCCUUCGACUUACGGGACGAGAUAUUGAACUCCACGCUGGGCGCGUACGACGGGCGCGUGUACGAGCGGCUGAUGGAGGAGGCGCUGAAGAGCCCCCUCAACGCGGAGCCCGUCAACCAGAGCUUCCACCACCACCUCAAGCCAUUCAUGCAGGGGAAACUGUGAUCAUCAUAUUAUACCUAUUAUACCUACUCAAUUUAUGUAAUAAUUUUAUUUAAAUUUGAUGUGAUUAAUGACUAUACAGGUGAUGGAUGCAAGAAUAAAAGGAAAAU